Trematomus bernacchii (emerald rockcod) is the source of this 4208-nucleotide messenger RNA. RefSeq names its product exocyst complex component 6B (gene exoc6b). Lineage: Eukaryota; Metazoa; Chordata; Actinopteri; Perciformes; Nototheniidae. The record is from RefSeq and is a predicted model, not a curated record. Gene Ontology annotation, biological process: Golgi to plasma membrane transport; intracellular protein transport; exocytosis. Gene Ontology annotation, cellular component: exocyst; membrane.
CGGCUCGGCUCAGCUUGGAUCCGUCCAGAGCAACAUGCAGGAUGGCGACCAGUGUGGAGACAGCCGCGGAACACGAACGCAUCCUGCGGGAAAUCGAGAGCACCGACACCAACUGUAUCGGACCGACCCUCCGGUCGGUGUACGACGGUCGGGAGCAUGGCCUCUUCGUGGAGAAGCUGGACGUGCGGAUCAGGAACCACGACCGGGAGAUCGAGAAGAUGUGUAACCAUCACUUCCAGGGCUUCGUGGACUCCAUCACUGAGCUGCUCAAAGUGAGGGGGGAGGCGCAGAAACUCAAGUCCUUGAGAUGUACAGCAGACUUCAGGAGCAGAUGAGGGCCAAAAGGUACUACCCUGCGCUGCGGACCUUGGAGCAGCUGGAGCUCACGUGUCUCCCGCGGGCCGGAGAGUACCGGUUCUGCUCCAUCAUGGCGGAGAACAUCCCCAAGCUGAGGACGCAGAUCCGGGACACGGCCAUGACACAGCUCAGAGACUUCCUGGAGAGCAUCCGGAAACACUCGGACAAGAUCGGAGAGACCGCCAUCAAACAGGCUAAGAUUCAGCGCUCGUUGGACAGUUCUGUGUCCUCGCAACCGAGGGCCCUGAUUGGACGACGCAGAAAAGAGGCGAUGAUGAUGAUGAACGUCAAUGGAAUCGAUGGCACUCCGGUGUCCGAACAGGACUCUGGGAUUCUGGAUGUGGAGGAUGAAGAAGAGCAGGAAGAGGAAGAGGAGGAGGAUGUCCCAGGAGCUCAGGAUUUGGUGGAUUUCUCUCCAGUUUACCGCUGUCUGCAUAUCUACACUGUGCUGGGUUUGCGUGAUGUGUUUGAGAACUACUACAGAAAGCAGCGGAGGAAACAGGCUCGCCUCGUUCUGCAGCCACACUCUAACAUGCAUGAAACUCUGGAGGGAUACACGCGGUACUUCAAUCAGAUCGUCGGCUUCUUCGUGGUGGAGGAUCACAUCCUUCACACCACGCAGGGUUUGGUGAACAGAGCGUACGUGGAGGAGCUCUGGGAGUUAGCGCUGUCCAAACUCAUCGCCGCGCUGAGGACACACUCCUCGUACUGUGACAACCCCAACCUGGUGCUGGAUCUGAAGAACCUCAUUGUGCUUUUUGCUGAUACACUGCAGGGUUAUGGGUUCCCCGUGUCGCAGCUGUUCGACAUGCUGCUGGAGAUGAGAGAGCAGUACGGAGAGAUCCUGCUCAAGAAGUGGAACAUCACCUUCAGGCAGGUGUUGGAUCAGGAUAACUUCAGUCCGAUCCCAGUGUCAACAGAGCAGGAAUACAAAAACUACACUUCCCAGUUUCCCUUGCAAGACCCUGAACUGGACAAGCUUCCCUUCCCCAAGAAGCUUCCCUUCUCCGAGUUUGUGCCAAAAGUCUACUGCCAGCUCAAGGAGUUCAUCUACGCCUGUCUGAAGUACUCUGAAGACCUGCAUCUCAGCUCCACGGAGGUAGACGAUAUGAUUCGCAAGUCGACCAAUCUGUUGUUGACCAGAACCCUGAGCCACUGUCUGCACUACGCCAUUAAGAAGAAGAAUGUCGGGCUGGCAGAGUUGGUGCAGGUGAUCAUUAACACCACCCACCUGGAGCAGAGCUGCCACUUCCUGGAGGAGUUCAUAUCGAACAUCACUAACGUCCCGCCGGACUCUGCAAACGCCACCAAACUCUACGGGAUGUCCACCUUCAAGGACGCUCGUCAUUCGGCCGAGGCGGAAAUCUACACAAACCUCAACGCCAAAAUCGACCAGUUCCUGCAGCUGGCUGAAUAUGAUUGGAUGGUGGCGCUGCAAGGGGGCGGGACUUCAGAGGCCAGCGACUACCUGAUGGACCUCAUCGCUUUCCUGAACAGCACCUUCAGUGUGUUCACCAACCUGCCUGGUAAGGUGGCGCAGACGGCCUGCAUGUCGGCCUGUAAACACAUCUCCACCUCUCUGAUGCAGCUGCUGCUCGACCCCGACGUCAGGCAGAUCUCCAUGGGAGCGCUGCAGCAGCUCAACGCAGACGUCAAGGAGUGUGAGGGUUUUGCCAGAGCCGGCCCGGUCGCAGGCUUCCAGGGUGACACGUUGCUUCUGGCCUUCAGUGACUUGAGACAAUUGCUGGAGCUGUUCACUCAGUGGGACUGGAGCUCCUACCUGGCUGACUACGGGAAACCCAGCUGUAAAUAUCUGAGAGUGAAUCCACACACUGCUCUGACCCUGCUGGAGAAGAUGAGGGAGACGAGCAGGAAGAACAACGUCUUCGCUCAGUUCAGGAAGACGGACCGAGACCGACAGAAACUCAUCGACACCAUCAUCAAACAGCUGCGUAACCUCAUCGCCCAGCAACAGGCCUGAAGCGAGCCGUCUGAUUGGCCCGCAGGCCUGAAGCCACCGUCCUGAUUGGCUGUUUUCAACCAUCCUGCCUUCAUCGUUCUGUUUGCAACCGUCUGCUGAUCUAUGCACCUUAACUUCGCCAAACUCCACUGAACAAACAACGUCGUCGCGGUUCCUUUGACACGCUUCUUCCUGGAUAACAGACACAACUUCUGGGGAUACAAGAAGUAUUUUCACAGCUUGUGUUUCACUUUAUCAACCCCUAACUUAACCAUGUUAUAGGUUACUUACUGCCCUUAAUCCAAACUGAGUAGUCUAUUGAUUGGAGACGAGUAAGGAAAGACGUCUUUAGUUAUCUUAUUGGUCUUUGUGGUCAAAAAACAAGGAAUAUUACCAAAUUACUUACUUAUCAUAUUAGAUCUUGUUCCCACAAAAGUCAACAUUAAAGUGGCAUAUGUUAUUGAAACGAUGUGGUUAUUGAAACUAGCGAGAAAAGUAGUUAUUAAAACUCUCAAUCUACUUGUUGCAUUUGACAUAUUUCUAGGUGUGCAGCUUGGUAGCCUUUUUUUUUUUUGUAAGAAGUCACAUUUUCAGAGGUUUUUUCUUUGUACCACAAGCUUCCAAUUCCUAAAAUGUAAGCAGUGUGUCCUCACCCUCUUUAUAUUCUCCUUUCAUGUCUUCCACGUUGCUCUUUUCUCACUGUGGCACAACAUAUUGAAUGUACAUCAGAGAGGAAGCAGCCCGCAAAGCACUGAGAUCAAGGUGAGGUCUGUCAAAAUAAAAAAACUAGAAUGUUCCGUCAGUGUUGUCUAAUAAAGGGGGAUAUUAACGCAACAUGGCAACCCUUUCCCCUCUUUAAAUACAACCUGCAAACACUUGAAUGGGCGACAAUGCUCAGACCUGGGUUCCCUCUUCUUCACGAUUGUAAACAAAGUGGGGGUUUAAAAGAGGGGAUGUUGUCCAAACAUGGCAACCCAUUCCUCAGCUUUCAGUCAAACUUGAUCAGGUGUUGCCAGAGCGUUUUUUCUACUCUAAAUGUAUAAAUAACUGGGUCUUAAAGAGAGGUUAUCACCCCCCAAAAUUGACAAAUAGACUAAUGUUGUAUAGGAACCAUUGUACUAACGCCAAGCACACACACUUUCAUGUCUUCCGUAAACCAAGCAGUGUGUGUGUGUGUGUAGGUUUGUUUAGUUGGAGCACAGCACAUAUUACAUUAGAUUAUUUUUAUUAACUUAUAUGGGUCUUUUUGUUGCUUGUUUUUCCUUCAACUUGGGUGCAAUAAUAGCAUUGGAAACUACAGCGAUGUGUGUGUGUGUGUGUGUGUGUGUGUGUCAGUGCGCUUUAUAAAGGGAUUCAAACGUACAGUGUGUGUGUGUCAGAAGGGAAUUUAAGUCUUCCUCUUCCUUACAAUCUGUUGCCGUUUGAUUUACUGAGCGACAACGCGUCGUGUGUGUUUGAGUUCACGUGUGUGUGUGUGUGUGUUUUCCAUCCAUCCUUGGCUGUGUGUCACUUCUAGGUGUUAGAAAGGGAACGGGCCGUCGUUAUUGAAUGUGCCUUUGCUGUAUUUUGGGUUAUUUUCCUGCCAAUGAAGCGCCAACACUGCAGAGUUUGGAGUCUGGAGACUUUCUGCGAUAUAAAUUACGUAUUUGUUGUCGCAUUUCAUUCUUUACGGUUUGCAGAUAUCCAUUCAAACUCACUAGUUGUAGUUGUAUUAGUAAAUGACCUUUGCUCUUUGUCCAGACUCCUCUCGCUGCAGGCGUUGCCGUUUACUUUGUAUUUUGUAAAAAGCAGAACUCUUUACUGAGACAGAAGCACUGUAUACGCUGUUGUAUUAAAACCACUUAUGAAUGAAACUUAAGUCAAAUACUAAUAAAACGGCAACAAAUAUGAA